Messenger RNA from Adineta steineri, 1560 nucleotides. The record is from the annotation of a GenBank genome assembly. NCBI's taxonomy places the organism in Eukaryota, Metazoa, Rotifera, Eurotatoria, Adinetida, Adinetidae.
AUGCGUCUUCUUGAUUUACCUGAUGAAAUAUUACUUUUAAUUCUAAAAAAACUGAACAACAUCGAUAUUCUCUACUCAAUAUUCGGUUUUGGUUACCAACGACUUGAUAAUUUAUUACAAGAAAAUACUUUUACUAAUACCCUUAAUUUUGUAAUAACAACAUCAGAUGGUGAUAUUUAUUCGUUUCCAUAUUAUAUCAUUACAAGAUUCUGCAAAUAUAUAUUACCAAAAAUUGAUCAAAAUAUACAAUAUCUUAUUCUUGAUUCAUUAUCUAUGGAAAAUAUUCUUCAAGCUGGUAAUUAUCCUAAUUUAACACAACUUAAAAUUUUCAAUUUUAAUGAUAAAGUUUUCGACGAUUAUUUCACAGUUCAAUCAUCAUUUGGACAUAUUUUUCAAAAGCAAAUUACAGAUCUUAUUCUUAUAUUUGAAAAAGAUUUUAAUCAAAUAUUAUCUAAACAUUAUACAAUAGAUAUGUAUGAUUAUAUUUUAAAAUUCUUUAAAAAUCUUAAACAUUUAUCGAUUAAUGGAUUAUCUCAUGGUUUUCCACCAUUAACAUUUCGAAAUUUACCAUUUAAUGUUUUCUUUUCUUCAACUCUUUUCAAAUUAUCUAUUCAUGUUAUGACUUUUGAAGAUUGUCUUGCUUUACUUGAUGGUCGUCUUGAAAAAUUAAAUACUUUCAUUGUUGUUAUUAAUCCUUUUAUAUCUUAUUCGUCGAAUCUUUAUCAUAUGGAUAGUUUACCUAAUUUACAAUGCUUUUCAUUAACAUUUAAUUCUGAAUUUAAUGAAUAUGAUCAUUAUGUUCGAUUUCUUUUUCCUCGUAUGUUUAAUCUUAAAGAAUUAACUUUACAUAUGACUAUUUAUGAACGAAAUAAUUUAAUCGAUGGAAAUGAUAUUAAUAAUAAUAUUCUUAUUCAUAUGCCACGACUUAAUCAAUUUAAUUUUCAUAUUAGUACAACUAUGCUUAGAAAUAAUUUAAUUGAUCAUUUAUCUGAAGAUAAUACUCAACAAACAUUAUCAAAAUUAAGAUUUAAACAAUUACAAUGUAUUAUUCAUUGUCGAUGUCAUCUUAUUACAUGUCAAAUCUUUUCAUUACCAUUUAUAUUUGAUAAUUUAACAUGUAUUGGUAAUAAAUUUCCAAAUAUUAAAUUUAAUAAUGUUAAAAAUUUAUCAAUUGAAGAUGAAAUUCCAUUUAAUCAUGAAUUUUUUAUUCGACGUGCUUGGUCAUUUCCUUUACUUAAAAAAUUACGUAUUCUUAAUCUUGAACCACAAUUACCAUCAUCAUCAACAAAUGAAAUUUAUUCAUUAAUUAAAUAUUCUCAUCUUAGUUCUCUUAAUAUUCUAGAUGUUCAUGUUGAUUAUAUCGAACAAUUUCUUAAUGAUACAAAAACAUGUUUACCUUGUUUAAAUGAAUUAACAGUUGAUUAUAAUCAAUUACAAAUUGCUACAGAAAAUUUUACAAAAGAUAGAACACGAUUUAAUUGUAAAAAUGUUGAAAAACUAAAUAUUAAACAAAAAAAUAUAGAAUUAGAAGAUUUCUAUACUUAUUUUCCUUUAUUGUAA